AUGAUCGCAGCGUCGGAGGAAGAGCUCGGGAAGAUUCAAGUCGGCAGAGACAGUUCAUCGCAUACCUCUGCACAUCGGGAAGAGGCUUCAAGAGCCGCAGGUCUGAAUGGUCUGCUCGACUUGCUUGCGAAGCGCGGCGAUGUCGAACUCCAGGGCGCUACGCCGGUGCCGUACGAUGAGCGCACGGAGACGAAUUACUUCAACAUCUUCACCCUGUGGUUCUGCAUGAGCUGUAAUCCCUUGCCUGUAACUUUUGGCAUGGUAGGCACCGCAUCAUUCGGUAUGAAUUUGCGAGAUGCAUCACUGGUCAUCUUGUUCUUCACCUUGGUGUCGACGAUUCCGGUCGCAUUGAUGUGCUCAUGGGGGCCGCGAACCGGCAUGCGUCAACUCGUGCAGGCCCGCUUCGCCUUCGGCAAGUACUUGGUCUCUCUGCUUGUGCUCCUGAAUCUGGCGACGCUCACGGGGUUCUGUGUCGUCGAUGCUACGAUCGGCGGGCAGGCCUUGUCUGCUGUUAUGGAGGGUGAGACGAUCAGCGCUACAGUGGGUAUCGUCAUCAUUUCGCUGCUUGCUAUGCUUGUUGCGUUCUGCGGUUUCCGGGUUUUGCAUCACUACGAGCGGUGGGCGUGGAUUCCCGCCGUUCUGGCGUUGGUCAUUGCCACAGGAUGCGGUGGUGAAGGACUGAAGCAACAGGUUGCUGCUCCUGCCGCCACUGCUCAGCAGGUCUUGUCCUUUGGUGGCCUCGUCGCAAGCUUCAUGCUUCCGUGGGCUGCGCUUGCCAGUGAUUUCAGCACCUACAUGCAUCCCAAGGCUCCACCACUCCGUAUUGCGGCAUACACGUACGCAGGACUGGCAUUGCCAACCAUUCUCCUCAUGAUCCUUGGUGCAGCCAUGGGCGGUGCGAAGACCAACAUUACAUCCUGGGAAGCAGGUUACGACCUCAACGCUGCUAGCGGUGUGUUGGCGGCUAUGCUGCACCCAGCCGGCGGAUUUGGACGCUUCGUUACCGUGGUGCUGGCAUUCAGCAUGCUGGGCAACCUGAGCGCGACCAUGUACGCCAUCACGCUGAACUUCCAGAUGGCGCUGCCGUUCUUCUUCCGCAUCCCACGCGUCCUCUACGCCGUCCUCAUCACGGGCAUCGUCAUCGGCGUCGCCAUCCCAGCCGCAAAGUCGUUCUUCCUCAACCUCGAGAACUUCUUGGGUCUCAUCGGCUACUGGGCGGCGGCCUUCAUUGGCGUCAUGCUCACCGAGCACCUUUUCUUCCGCAAAGCUAGCUUUGCCGCUUACACAGAGGAUGAUGCUGCUUGGGAUGAUGUGUCGAAGCUUCCCCCUGGAUUUGCGGCCACGGGUGCUGCGGUUCUUUGCUUUGGGCUGGUGGUGCCAGGAAUGAGUCAGACGUGGUUUGUGGGCCCUAUUGCGGAGAGGACCGGAGAUAUUGGGUUUGAGGUCGCGCUGGUGCUCUCGGCUGUGUUGUAUGUGCCUUUGAGGACGUUGGAGCGUAGGAAGUACGGUAGGUAG
Messenger RNA from Didymella exigua CBS 183.55, 1515 nucleotides. RefSeq lists its product as uncharacterized. Gene Ontology annotation, cellular component: plasma membrane. Gene Ontology annotation, biological process: transmembrane transport. The record is from RefSeq and is a predicted model, not a curated record. Bases 1 to 1515 code for a protein of 504 amino acids. The transcript is spliced from 3 exons. Gene Ontology annotation, molecular function: transmembrane transporter activity. NCBI's taxonomy places the organism in Eukaryota, Fungi, Ascomycota, Dothideomycetes, Pleosporales, Didymellaceae.